CUGUGUGCGACCACCAUCAGUCUACCGGCUAACGAAGCGGACGUUUAACACGUUAUAAGGAUGUACGUCAUCGUACCUACUUCCGCGUUGCAAAAUAAGCUGGAUACAGCAGUGAAAGUGAAACUAAACACAGCGCAUUGCUCAUUUUAAAUACUACAUUAAAUUUGCAGAUGGAAAAUGAGUGUCAAAAUUUUUAUUGUCGAGCUGACAGGACAGCGAAGAACAGUAUGUGUGGAUUCAGAGGAACUGAAGAACAUGACUGUUGAAGAGUUCAAAAGAAGAUUCUUUCACGAAGAAGAAUACCAAUGGGGCAUCAGAUUAAUCUUCGAGGGCAAACAACUGGAGGAUGCUCGUACACUUGGUUCUUAUGGCAUACUAAACGAAUCUACUAUAUUUGCACUUCCUCGUAUACGUGGUGGAGGUCCACCUCCACCUGAAGAUGAAGAUAAAAGAAUACCCAGGACUGAAUCAAUGGAAGCAUUAGCUUCAAUGCAGCAGACUGAGCCAGAACCCAACAGAUCAUGUCUGAUUCUGUAGUUCAGCACAGCCUCGUAUAAAUCCAUACACUGUGGGCUCAUCAGUGUAAUAUCAUUUACAAUUACUACCAUAAAAUACACUGGCACACAUUCUCUUCUGAUUUCAGCCUCUUAGAGUAAAAGAGUUCAUAACAUAGAGGUCACAAUGAACUGAUCACCUGUACCAAAAACCCAGUGUAUAGUUAAAGAGUCAGCAGUUAACAGAAUAAUAACCCGUCCAUAAAGAACACAGAUUCACUCUGUCUCAGGAGAUCUCAAUGAUGACUGAAACCUUUAUUACGAGCAUUUCUCAUGUUAAGGGGCCAAUUAUAAAUUCUCUUGUGUCACAAAAUAUUUUACUGAAGAGGCUGAAAUCAGAUCAGAAUACAUGAUAUUGAAUUUAAUGGUAGAAAAUUUGAACAAAAUAUGAACAACAAUGUUUAAGGCUCCAUUAAUAGUCUUAAAACUGACCCUUUAUUCUGUCACCAUAAAAUAAAGUAUCUCAUGCAUAUUUAAUAAUAAAGUGUUUGUAGGUACAGUUUGAGCAGGUUUAGGGAGGGCUUUAUUGUCCCAACAAGGCAGCAUUCAUUUAAUAAUUUACACUCAGUAUGUUAUUAUAGCAUCUAACUACUAGCCCGUUUACACUUAUUGCAAAGAAAAUGCUGCUAUUUUUACACCGUGCACAUAGAAACUAUUAUUAUUUGCAGUUGGGAUAUCACUAAAAAAUGCUGAUAUUUCACUUGGUGUACAGAGCUUCUAUCACUAUUUGCAUUAUAUUAUGGUUAAACAAUGUUUUUAGGGCAGCUUCUGAUAGUCUCUGUGUUAUCACAUGUUUUACUGUAUAUGUGUGAUUAUAUACAAUUUAUAGAAUGUUGGUCAAAACAUUGUUUUGUUUACUUUUUUGUCAUUACACUACACUGUAUACAAACUACAAAUACUUUGAGCUUGUACCUGCCAGUGAUUGAUGUGUGUUGUGUUUUCAUUAUAUUAUCAAUCAAUAAAAUCAUCUAUUUCAUCA
Messenger RNA from Cyprinus carpio (common carp), 1533 nucleotides. RefSeq names its product ubiquitin-like. The record is from RefSeq and is a predicted model, not a curated record. NCBI's taxonomy places the organism in Eukaryota, Metazoa, Chordata, Actinopteri, Cypriniformes, Cyprinidae. Gene Ontology annotation, molecular function: protein binding. The transcript is spliced from 3 exons. The coding region runs from base 178 to 537 and encodes 119 amino acids.